AUGGGAAGAAAAGUAACAAUAGCUGCUUCUACAUUGAAUCAAUGGGCUUUGGAUUUUGAAGGAAAUUUGGACAGAAUUUUACAGUCUAUAUUGGAAGCAAAAGAAUUAGGAGCGACCUUCAGAACAGGACCCGAGCUGGAAAUAUGUGGGUACAGCUGCGAAGAUCAUUUUUACGAAAGCGACACUUUCCUUCAUUCUUGGGAAGUACUAGCGGAACUUUUGAUUGCUCCCUUAUGCAAAGACAUCCUCAUAGACGUAGGAAUGCCCGUUAUGCACAAAAAUGUCUGUUACAACUGUAGAGUCAUAUUUUUAAACAAGAAAAUACUUUUAAUCAGACCGAAGAGAAUACUGUGUGAUAGUGGAAAUUACAGGGAAUCCAGAUGGUUUACGACCUGGAAAAAAGAACGUUGUGUAGAAGAUUUUUAUUUACCACGAAUGAUAACCAAACAUACUGGUCAAAGAGUAGUACCAAUUGGAGACGGUGUUAUCUCUACAUUGGACACAUGCAUAGGCUUUGAAAUCUGCGAAGAACUGUGGAGUUCUGCUAGCUCCCACAUUCCUCUCUCGUUAGACGGAGUCGAAAUAAUUUGCAACUCCUCAGGGAGUCAUACGGAGUUGAGGAAAGGCUUCGUGAUGGUAGAUUUGGUAAAAAAUGCUACUAUGAAAUGCGGAGGAUGCUAUGUUUACAGCAAUUUACGAGGAUGCGAUGGCCAACGGAUUUACUUCGAUGGUGUAUCUUGCAUUUCCUUGAAUGGAAAAAUAUUGAAUAGAGCUAGGCAGUUUGCUUUGGGUGAAGUAGAAGUUAUUGCAACUACAAUUGAUUUAGAAGAUAUCAGAACGUAUCGAAAUAGUCUUAGAUCAAAUUCACAUUUAGCCUCUUCAGCACCGUCAUAUCCGAGAAUUGUUGUUGAUUUUUCGUUAUCCCCAGAACACGAUACUACACUUCCUACAGCUGUACCGAUAGAAUGGCAUUUUCUUUUACCAGAAGAAGAAAUAGCUCAGGGUCCGGCUUGCUGGUUGUGGGAUUACUUGAGGAGGUCCGGGCAGGGUGGAUUUUUCCUGCCACUUAGCGGUGGAGUAGAUUCAUCCAGUACAGCUGUGAUCGUUUAUUCAAUGUGCAAUCUUAUUAUGGAAGCCAUUCAUCAGGGCGGGGAUCAAAAGGUAUUGUCAGAUUUAAGAAGAAUAUUAGCAAACCCUGAAUACACACCAAAAAGCCCUCAAGAAUUAUGCAACAAAAUUCUAUUCACUUGCUACAUGGGAAGCGAGAAUUCUUCAAAAGAAACGAGAGCACGCGCGGAUGCUUUAGCAGGAACGAUUUGCAGCACGCAUACAAACAUCAUCAUAGACAAAGCGGUGUCUGCUUUCAUAGAAGUUUUCACGCAAGUAACCACGAUGCUUCCUAAGUUCUCGUCGAACGGCGGUUGCGCUCGACAAAAUCUGGCUCUGCAGAAUAUCCAAGCGAGAGUUAGGAUGGUUUUCUCUUACUUAUUCGCCCAACUCAUGCUCUGGACCAAAGGAAGACCGGGAGGAUUACUGGUAUUAGGCAGCGCUAAUGUAGACGAAUCCCUACGAGGUUACAUGACUAAGUACGAUUGCUCCAGCGCAGACAUAAAUCCUAUCGGAGGGAUUUCGAAAACCGAUUUAAGAAGAUUCAUGAGUUACGCUACGAAGAAGUUCAAAUUGCCCAUUCUAAACGAGAUUAUCGAUGCUCCACCUACGGCGGAGCUGGAGCCGUUGAGACAAGGCGUGUUGGCGCAAACGGACGAAGAAGACAUGGGUAUGACGUACGAUGAGCUCAGCCAGUACGGCAGAUUGAGGAAAAUCGAAUGUUGCGGACCGUAUUCGAUGUAUUGCAAAUUGGUUCAGACUUGGUCUUCGACGUACACACCCAAACAAGUCGCGGAAAAAGUGAAACAUUUUUUCAGGUGUUAUGCUAUUAAUAGGCACAAGAUGACUGUUGUCACGCCGUCUUAUCAUGCGGAAUCUUACAGCCCGGAGGAUAACAGGUUUGAUUUGCGUCCGUUUUUGUAUCGCGCCAAUUGGUCGUGGCAGUUUAGAGCCAUAGACAAACAGGUUGAAUACAUUGCAAGCGUUAAAAGAAGCGAUUCAACAGAGAGUUCUCUCAGUCUAAAAAGCAAAAAAAGUAGUGAUUCUAACGUUAGAUUACGUUCAGGUGUUACUGUUUAA
Molecule: messenger RNA, 2187 nt
Organism: Phyllotreta striolata
Lineage: Eukaryota; Metazoa; Arthropoda; Insecta; Coleoptera; Chrysomelidae
Source: the annotation of a GenBank genome assembly